UCUCUGAAUAAUCUCUCUGGUUCUUAUCAAUCACGUAAAACAAUCCUCUAAAGCAUCAUAAGAAUGAAGGCAUGGCAAUAUGAUGAAUACGGCAGUGUUGAUGUACUGAAGUUGGCGACCGAUGUAGCGAUUCCUGAAAUCAACGAUGAUCAGGUGUUGCUUAAGGUCGUUGCUGCUGCUCUGAACCCUGUCGAUUACAAAAGGAGACAUGGAUACUUUAAGGCUACCGAUUCUCCUCUUCCGAUUAUUCCAGGAUACGACGUCGCAGGGGUAGUUGUGAAGGUUGGAAGCGAGGUAAAAGGACUGAAAGAAGGAGAUGAAGUGUAUGGAGAUGUAAACGAGAAAGCUCUGGAUGGACCUAAACAGUUUGGAACUUUAGCUGAAUACGUUGCUGUUGAAGAGAGAUUGUUGGCUUUGAAACCUAAAAAAUUGGAAUUUGUAGAAGCUGCUGCUCUUCCUCUUGCAAUUGAAACUGCAUAUGAAGGUUUAGAAAGAGCCAAUUUCACUCAAGGUCAAUCGAUCCUUGUUCUCAAUGGUGCUGGUGGUGUUGGAUCCUUCGUAAUUCAGCUGGCAAAACACGUGUUUGGGGCUUCAAAAGUAGCUGCCACAUCUAGUACAACAAAACUCGAAUUACUUAAAAGUUUAGGCGCUGAUAUAGCCAUCGAUUACACAAAACAAAACUUCGAAGAUCUCCCUGAUAAAUACGAUGUUGUCUAUGAGGGACAAGUGGAGAAAGCUGUGAAGGCGAUUAAGGAAGGUGGUAGUGUAGUGUCCAUAGUGUCCAUAACCGGUUCUAUUCCACCACCGGGAUUUAGCUUUGUGCUCACGUCUAAUGGAUCCAUUUUAACAAAACUAAGCCCUUAUUUAGAAAGUGGAAAAGUGAAACCGGUUCUUGACCCUAAAACACCAUUUUCGUUUGAAAGUGUUAAGGAGGCUUACACUUAUCUUGAGAGCCAUCGUGCCAUUGGAAAGAUAGUUAUAUACCCGAUGCCAUGAGUGUAAUUAGUAUAUAUUUUUGUGUUAUAUAAUAUCAAUAAAUAGUGUGGGUUACUUGGUGCUUGUGUUAA
Molecule: messenger RNA, 1067 nt
Organism: Lactuca sativa (garden lettuce)
Lineage: Eukaryota; Viridiplantae; Streptophyta; Magnoliopsida; Asterales; Asteraceae
Source: RefSeq, a predicted model, not a curated record